CCUCAUAACCCCUUCCCCCGUUCAACUAAACCCUAAUUCUGUCUCCAUCUGCUCCUUUCCUUCUUCUUCACGAUUACUGUAAGAAUGGAAAGGUUUCAUCGAACAGAUUGCAACGAGCUCUUAUCGCAAAUCAAGCAUCAAGAGAAGCUGCUUAAUCUCAAAAGAAGGUGGUUGAUGGGACUUUCGACUUCCAAAUCGAAAAAGAAGCAAUUCGAGGAGCCCAAGUUUUUUAAGUUCAAGACUUUGCCUGAAUCUUUUCUAAGGGAGGAUGAUAUGUUCUACGAAACUAUUAAAGCUCGUGUCGAAAAUGCCUUCGGAGUAAGCAAUUUCAAAACAGGAAAUCAUGUAAUUGAAGAUAGCGCUGAAUCAUUUAAUGCACAAACGAUAAAUGAAGUCCUUUUCUCAUGUCUCGAUGCUUUGACUAAUGAUGGGCUUCAGCAAAUUGUUAUGAUACUUUCAGGUGGCUCAGGGAAGUUUGAGAAAACUCGAUGCAAAAUGAAAAAAGUUAUUAGAGAAUGUUUGCCAAGGUUUCUGAGCAGUGGAGAUCACGAUCACAAGAAGAAGACCGAUAUUAUGCAGCUAUUUAAAAUUCUCAAUGACCUUCGAUAUUUUCGAAGCAGUACUAUGAAAUCAAUGACUCUAACAUCUAAGUUUCUUCAUGCUGCUGCAAUCCAUGUACUGGAUGGGCUAGAGGAUUUGCCUUUGCAGACCUUGGUUGCAAUGGACAAGAAGCUUCGAUGUGUCAAAUCUAUGCCCGAGUUAAAGACUUGUGAACGUGGUCAGAAACGUAAACGUCUAAUUCAAAAAGUGAAUAAAACGGCUAGGAAGAUGCUUAUGGAUCUUGAUGACGUUGGGAAACUACAAGAGCCCUUAGCUAAAGCAUUGAUGAUAGCAGACUUGUCACUAAAGCUAACUAUGGGUUGUCAAAAUACCUCCACAACAAGCUUUCACCAAUUCACGCCAGAAAUAGUAAGCUUGCAGAAUGAUAUUGUGAGGGCUAUUUGGACUCUUAAAACGAAGGCUAGAUUCCCAGAGCUGAAAGCCUUAAAGCUUUUGUUGGAUCCAAAUGUUGAAAUAGCGACUCGUUCUUUAAGAGGAGCAAUUACAAAUAUGUUAACAGAGUUCCUCUUUGAGUGCAGUGAUAUGGAUAUGGUUCCCAAGUCUUUAUUAGAAGCACUUUCUGUUAUCAACAAGGAUUCCCGAUCUUUGCCACAAGGACGAUUCGUAGAAGAUGAAAUCGAGGAAGAGGUUGAAUGUAUACUCACUGUGAGUGCUGAGAUGAAACAAGUCUUUUGGGACUUGCUUCCUGAUCAUGAGUUAGAUGAGGAAUUUGCCGAUGCAUAUGGGGAAGAAUUAGAAGAAAGUGAUGAUGAUUGUUGUAUUGAGGAUACUGGCAAUUAUGGCAAUGAUGGGAAAAUAGUGAAUGAGGACUUAGAGAGUUGCAUGUCCUAUUCUGUUGCUUCAGUCGACAGAGAUGAGGUUAUACAGGAUGUGAAAAUGGAGCCGGAAAUUGCCUCAGGUCAUGAAAAAAGUAGUGAAGAUAUAAACCAACUAAUGAAUGUGGUCAAACCGCUUGCAGCAAAUAACAGAAAUUGUCCUUCAGUUGAGAGAGCUGAGGUUGAACAGAACAUUGAAGUGGAUCCAGAAAACACAUCGACCAUUUCAUCUAACUUUCAAUCGAGGAAUGAAACAUUUGCUGACAACAAAACAAGCACUCGGAGAAAUCGAUAUCUUGCAAUCCAAGAAGCAUGUGAUGAAGCAAGUUUGGUGGCCCACAAUCUAAUUGGUCGGUUACUGGAAAAGUUUGCUAAGGAGCAGGACAUGGAUUUAGAUUGGAGUGAUAACGUAUAUCUCGGGGGUGACUUUUCACCUCAACAAUAUACACAAGAAAAGAAGCAGAAAUUAUCCAAAGAUGAUGUCGGAGAUCAUCUUAUCGAAACACUCAAGGAGUUUAUGGCUUUUGUUCCAAAGAGGCCGCAGUGACAUCAAAGUUGGAUGAGUUGAUGUGGGCACAUUUUUAUCACCCUUUUAUUUGCUGGGAAUAUUAUAUCGGCAUUCGGCACAGAUUUUGUAUUAUAUCAGUUUUUAUUUAUUAAACUCGACCUAUUCAAAUUCCUACUUCAACCUUCAAUUAUUGGAGUUUUGGCUUGGCUUACAAGGAGCAAAGACCAAAGCAAUCAUAUGGCUUCACCAAUUCAUUGUGCAGAAAAGUAACUGCUUGUAAGUGGUAAAGUUCGAUCAUCUUUGCUUGCUAAUCUGGUUACCAUCAGACCGACGUGCGAUAACUCAUCGAAGUUUUGUAAACUUGAGAACUAUAUAUUGCCUCAUAUUCAUUCAGAAUUCGGAAACAUUCGAUUUUUUCCCCUACAUGUACCUAUUGUUAGUGAGUUACUAAAGGAAAUAAUUGAGAAAGUGUAGCAUUGCAA
Hibiscus syriacus is the source of this 2426-nucleotide messenger RNA. RefSeq lists its product as uncharacterized. Lineage: Eukaryota; Viridiplantae; Streptophyta; Magnoliopsida; Malvales; Malvaceae. Bases 85 to 1983 code for a protein of 632 amino acids. The record is from RefSeq and is a predicted model, not a curated record. The transcript has 6 exons.